AUGGACAUCAGCCGCCUCCUCAACCCGCUCGGUCCCCGUCAACCACUGCGAUGUCCCAAGACGUUCAAUGGAUGCGACCGCAUUUUGCUCACAAGCGCGCCCACGUCUUUGACGACGCUGGGCCUCGCCCGCAGCGGCCACGGCUCAGCACUUCACUGCGUUGUGUCGUGCCUACAAUAG
Saprolegnia diclina VS20 is the source of this 180-nucleotide messenger RNA. RefSeq lists its product as hypothetical. Bases 1 to 180 code for a protein of 59 amino acids. The record is from RefSeq and is a predicted model, not a curated record. Lineage: Eukaryota; Oomycota; Saprolegniomycetes; Saprolegniales; Saprolegniaceae. The transcript is spliced from 2 exons.